This is a messenger RNA of Cinclus cinclus, 1131 nucleotides long. Its product is annotated as serine/threonine-protein kinase pim-1-like. The transcript is spliced from 7 exons. Gene Ontology annotation, cellular component: cytoplasm. The coding region runs from base 1 to 1131 and encodes 376 amino acids. Gene Ontology annotation, biological process: protein autophosphorylation. The record is from RefSeq and is a predicted model, not a curated record. Gene Ontology annotation, molecular function: ATP binding; protein serine/threonine kinase activity. Lineage: Eukaryota; Metazoa; Chordata; Aves; Passeriformes; Cinclidae.
AUGCCCCCAGCCCGCCCUCGGCCCCGGGCGGGGCUUCCCCGUCCCCGUCCCCGUCCCCGGCCGUCCUGCCGCGGUCUCUCCUCCGCCCGGCUCUGGCUGUACUGGCAGUGGCGCUGCUGGGCGGGGAUCAGUGCCUGCGCGGCCGCUGGCCCCGAGCCGCCGCUGUCGCGUUCCAAAGAGCGAACGCCAGGGGCUGCCCGGCCCGGGACGGCUGAGGGGCGCUCGGGGCCCGUGUCUGGCCCCGGGCCGAGCGCUGACAGCCGCGUCUCGCCGGCAGGGAAGGUGGAGCACGGCAUUAAGGAGCGCUACCAGCUCGGUUCGCUGCCGGGGCGCGGCGGCUUCGGCAGCGUCUGGGCGGCGACGCGGCUCUCGGACGGCGCCCCGGUGGCCAUCAAAAGGGUGCCACGGAACCGCGUCCGACACUGGGGUGAGCUGCCCGACGGCACCAGCGCACCAAUGGAGAUCGUGCUCCUGGACAAGGUGUCCACUGGCUUCCCUGGUGUUGUCCAGCUGCUGGAGUGGCUUGAGCUCCCCAGCGACAUCCUGAUGGUGCUGGAGCGCCCGGAGCGGUGUCAGGACCUCUGUCAUUUCAUUCGGGCACGGGGGUUCCUGUCCGAGGAGGUGGCGCGGCAGCUGUUCCGCCAGGUGCUGGAGGCCGUGCAGCACUGCACCAGCUGCGGAGUCCUGCACAGGGACGUCAAACCGGAGAACAUCCUCGUUGACCUGGCCAGCGGGCAGGCAAAACUGAUUGAUUUUGGCUGUGGCACCUACCUGCAGGACACAGCCUACACUCACUUUGCAGGAACACGGUCCUACAGCCCCCCGGAAUGGACCCGCUUUGGCUGGUACUAUGGCAAGCCAGCUACCAUCUGGUCCCUGGGCAUCCUGCUGCACCAGAUGGUCUGUGGGAAGCACCCUUUCAGGAGGGGCCGGAACAUCAGCUGGAACCAUCAGCUCUCACUGCCACAACGGCUCUCUCAAGGAAGUGUUCCAGGUGGGGUCCAGUGUGGAUCAGGAGGUGCUUGGGACCAGCUGCGGUGUGGACGGGCCGUGCGCUUGGAGAAGGCUGAGGACAUCGUUUGGGACCAGCUUUUCUGCCAGCAGCGAUGGCAUGAGGCACUGCUGACCUAG